AUGUCGGACAGCAGGUCACCGUCGCCGGUGCGGCCGCGGAAGCGCAAGCAUGUAGCUGAGGAUGAAGCUCCCCUCGAGAUCGACCUCAACGCACCAGAACCGGCUUCGAAGAAAGCUCUCCGGAAGGAAAAGAAGGCGAAACUAAAGGCCGGGCCGGGUGACGCGGCAGUGGCAUCUGCCACGGAGGCCACAGAGCAGCAGCAGGAGGAGAACAAGGCAGAGACCAGCAACAAGAAGCAGAGGACAGGAUUCGGCGUAUGGAUUGGCAACCUGCCCUUCACGGCGACGAGAGAGGCGCUGCGGACAUUCCUGACUACCAAGAGCGGCAUCCUGGACAGCGAGAUCACACGCAUCCACAUACCAGAAGGCGAAUCGAAACAGAAGGGCGUGAAGCGGAACAAGGGGUUUGCAUACGUCGACUUCGCCAGCCAGAAGGUUGUCGACCUGGCUCUGGCACUGAGCGAGGAGCUUGUCGGUGGCAGACGGGUGCUGAUCAAGGAUGCCACCAAUUUCGAAGGACGGCCAGAGAAGAAUGCCGACCAAGAGGACGGCUCCAAGGCAGCUGGCAAUCCACCUUCAACCAAGAUAUUCGUAGGGAAUCUCUCCUUUGACACGACCAAGGAGGACCUGGAAGCGCACUUUGGCCCCUGUGGAACGGUCUCCCAUGUCCAUGUCGCUACCUUUGAAGACUCAGGGAAGUGUAAAGGGUACGCGUGGGUGGAGUUUGAGUCCACCGAGUCAAGCCAGGCUGCUGUCCGUGGAUUCAUAAAGGUGCCUGACCCGGCUGACGAGGUGGAGGACGCCGAGGAGGAAGAGGCAGAAGCAGAUAAAGAAGCAGAGGGAUCCAACGUGAAGAAGCCCAAGAAGCAGCGUAUGAAGAAAGUGUGGGUGAACAGGCUCCAGGGUCGCCAGCUGCGUAUGGAGUUUGCUGAAGAUUCGUCGACGCGGUAUAAGAAGAGAUUUGGCAAGGAAAAGUCGGAGGGAGACGAGGCUUCCAAGCAAGCGAGCGAGAAUCGGGCGCCGCAGAAGACGGCCAGGGAGCCCAAGAAGCCCGCAAAGUACUACAGUCGAUACUCCAAUGAGACGGUGCAGAAGUUGAGCGGCGCCAUGGUGGAAGCAAAGGGGACAAAGGUGACCUUUGAUUAA
Molecule: messenger RNA, 1146 nt
Organism: Microsporum canis CBS 113480
Lineage: Eukaryota; Fungi; Ascomycota; Eurotiomycetes; Onygenales; Arthrodermataceae
Product: nucleolar protein 13
Exons: 1
Coding region: 1-1146 (381 amino acids)
Cellular component (GO): cytosol
Molecular function (GO): mRNA binding
Source: RefSeq, a predicted model, not a curated record